UAAAAAACGGAGAGCCAGGGCCAUGUGGUGCGAAGACAGGCAGGCCUACCUAUUAACUGUUAGGCCUUUAAGGGCUGGCGUGUGAUGUCAUAUAGGAAGUAAACUGCAUGUAAACAGAGGAAGAAGGAUCUCUGCCGUAUUGCUGACAGCUCCAAUGCUUCUAAUGAAGUCCAGGCAGAAGUGGGAACAUUCAGGGCCUCUCAAGAUUUCUGUGCGUUAUUAUGAUGAGAUCUAUAAGGGAAGCGGAUGAGCUAGAACAUCUCCAAGAGCUGCUGAGGACACAUCUCCCAGAGUCUUUAAAGAUUUAUGGCAGCCUCUUCUCUGUGCUCAAUGGAAACCCCUUCGGUGUGGAGGUUCUGGUGGAUUCCUGGCCAAAUUUUGGUGUUGUGAUGACAAGACCUCUGACUGUUCCAUCUGCUUGGGAUCCUUUCACCAACUCUUAUAGCUUCUUCAUGCGGGAUGCGUCCAAAGUCAGUGCUGUCAUGGAACACAUAGAAUGGACUCGACCAUUUGAGGUCCAAACAAUGCAAGAUAGUUUUGCGACUGAUCUCACAAAAGAGGCGUCCAGGAGAGAUGUGACAAUCCAAACAUCGCUGUUAAGGACAUAUUGGCAGGAGAAGCAAGACGAGGCUAACGAGCGGAAUCUUAAGUCUCAGGUUACCCCCGAGAUUUCUUGUCUCUCUCCAGCGAAUGCUCCACUUGUUGAUGCUUCCUGGUCAUUUGGUGGAAGUACCUCCAGUCUGAGGUAUGUGAGUCUUUGUCUAGGGUCCCUGCCGUCCUCCUGUGCGGUCGACUCUGAAGGAAAUCCAGUGUCCUGGGUGCUGUGCGACCAUUAUUGUGCCAUGCGUGUACUGUACACUGUACCCAACCAUAGGCGCUUUGGAUUGGGAUCCAAGGUUGCUCUUAGUCUGGCAAAAACACUGAUGAUGCAAGGUAGACCGGCCUACUGCCACGUGGAGGAGGAAAACAUUGCUUCUCAGCUGAUGUUUAAGUCGUUGGGGCUGGAAGAGACUUCCAGCAGGCUGCUAUGGGUAAAAAGUAUUGUAAGUAUGGAGACAGACGAGGCAUCAAGACUGGGACAUUGAAGAAACAGCAGAAA
Molecule: messenger RNA, 1099 nt
Organism: Spea bombifrons (plains spadefoot toad)
Lineage: Eukaryota; Metazoa; Chordata; Amphibia; Anura; Pelobatidae
Product: glycine-N-acyltransferase-like protein 3
Exons: 6
Coding region: 222-1085 (287 amino acids)
Cellular component (GO): mitochondrion
Molecular function (GO): glycine N-acyltransferase activity
Source: RefSeq, a predicted model, not a curated record